CACUUCCGAUAGCGGGUUGCCGGUGUUUGGUCGGUUCCGGUUGUUGCAGCGUGUUCGCGUGCUGGCGUACUCUUCUGGGCUGCUUUUGGUGACACUACAGUGUAGGUGGCACGUUUCUUUCCUGUGUGUGUUGCUUGUGGGUAGGCCAAAUGGAAGGUGUGAACGCUGAUUCUAUCAACACUGAUUUGGAGGCCAUGCUGCGUGAGAACUCCGAUCUGUCACCUGCAGUGGCUUCGUUGCAGCUGCUGCUCGAGUUCAUCGAGAAGGACGACUACACGACCAUCCAAGGCAUGGAAGAAAACCUCCAGCAUGUUAUCAGUGACAUUUGUACUGCGAAGUGUUCGAUCACGUGCGUCAGGUCUGCGUGCGAAUUAUUUGUGCGUUUUGCUACGCUCACCGCGCUCGAUGGCUCCAUUGACGAAUGCAAGAAAAAUAUGUCUACUCGAGGCCGAACUUUCUUGGAGAAGAUGCGCGCGGCACGCUCCAAAAUUGCGGCGCUUGCGGCCCCCUUUGUCCAGGACCGCUCGACGAUCCUGACGCAUUCCUUCUCACGUGUCGUGCGUGACACGCUGUUCGCUGCGGCAGGGGACCACAAGCACUUCACUGUGUACGUGACCGAAUCGGCGCCCGACUACAGUGGCCGGCAGUUAUACGAUGCACUUGAGGAGAGAGGCAUCAGUGUUACGCUGAUAGUCGAUUCUGCGAUCGGCUACAUUCUGGAAAAGGUGGACAUGGUCCUUCUGGGAGCAGAGGGCGUUGUUGAAAGCGGUGGUAUAAUCAACAAAAUUGGCACCUACACGAUGGCCAUGUGUGCCAAGGAAAAGAACAUUCCCAUUUACGUACUCGCCGAGAGCUUCAAGUUUGCCAGAAAGUAUCCUUUGAACCAGAAGGAUCUGCCAGAUGAGCAGAAGUACCCGUCGGACAAGCGCAACGGCAAGACUGAUCUUUCAAAGGAGCACCCCAUGAUUGACUACACGCCACCUGCGUACAUUACCCUGCUGUUCACCGACCUUGGAAUUUUAACACCGUCAGCGGUUAGCGAUGAGCUUAUAAAGUUGUAUUUGUGAACGUUCACGGCAUCAGUCAACAGCCGCUGUAAUUAAGCUCCGUUUCAUACAUAGCAGGCAAUGCUACGAACGCUAGAUAGACUUCUCACUGCUCGCAUUAGCGACCAGAAAUAGUGCGUCACAGGUGAGGGAUGCGUGAUGUAAUGCGAUGUGCAAAUAAGUACUUUUAUGUCGCAAAAUAGGGCGUAUUUAUUAUAUAGAAGGCAUCGCAGAUCUGCUGAACCUAUUUGCCACCGAACGAGCGGUAUGACACGUUUUUGCGACCAGUGCCCACAUCGCAGCACUUGCGCUCGUAACCAAAGCAGUACUAGAGUACGAGAUAGCAGUAAGUCGCACACUGGAAGCAUUUAGCUGUACUCGGUAUGUCAAAACGCUGGCGAAUGAGGAACGCCGGCAGCGGCGUUCCAGGCAUCGCACCUUGAUGGCGCACGACGCCUCCAGGCCCGAGCCGCGCAUGCGCCGUCGAUGCUGGGACAGCGCGCCGACGGCGCAAACGCACCUCGAAUGUCCAGUGUUGCUGCAUACUGCUGCGCUGCAAAAACACGCGGACUGAUACUUCUAUGACCGCACUACUUGCAGAGCUUUCAAAGCGUUGCCUACUAUGUAUGAAAAUGAGUAUAUAGUGGUCACUUUGGUCGGAAAGGUGACGUACGUCAUCGCCUUCAUAUCAGCGUCAUGCUCGAUGAAGUGCGCCACGAUAAGGCUUCUAGUAGCCGCUACUCAAAAGAAAUAUGGGGAGCACCGAUCGAGCGGUCACAUCCGGGUCUCGUCUGUGCCCCAGUACCGCGGUGCCUGCACGCAACUUGAUUAACGGCGAUCAAGCAGACAGCUCCUCUAACGACCUUCCAAGCCAGCCACCUUAUGCCACCGUGCCUUAUUCUACACCAGUACGUCUAUGCGCGAGAGUUGAGAAUUAACCGCGCAUAUGUCUCAGUCGGGUAAAGAGAUUUGCUGACAGUAUGCGUCGAAAUCAGUUUCUUCAUUGCACAGUUGAAAAGCAAAACAUAAUUCAACGAAGUCGUGUGAAAUUGGAAUAAAGAUAUGCUUUGUUAUUCUG
Molecule: messenger RNA, 2124 nt
Organism: Dermacentor andersoni
Lineage: Eukaryota; Metazoa; Arthropoda; Arachnida; Ixodida; Ixodidae
Product: translation initiation factor eIF2B subunit alpha-like
Biological process (GO): translational initiation
Cellular component (GO): eukaryotic translation initiation factor 2B complex
Molecular function (GO): translation initiation factor activity; guanyl-nucleotide exchange factor activity
Source: RefSeq, a predicted model, not a curated record